CGGGGGCGCCAUGAGAGGCGGUGGGUGCUGCGGCGCCAUCCGCGCUCUGGCCGGCCCGCUCCGCAUCCCUGGCCCCCUCCGCAUCCCCGGCCCGACCCUGACCCCGGCCCGGCUGCCCCCGGCUCCUCACAGAGGUUUUGCUGCCACGUUCAUUAGGAAGUCAUAUGAUGUCAGAAGAGUCGAUAUCACUCCUCUGGAGCAGAGGAAGGUAACUUUUGAUACCCAUGCUUUAGUGCAGGAUCUGGAAACCCAUGGCUUUGGGAAGGAGCAGGCAGAGACCAUCGUGUCAGCACUAAUAACCCUGUCGAACGUCAGCUUGGACACCGUCUAUAAGGACAUGGUGACGCAGGCUCAGCAGGAAAUAACUUUACAGCAGAUAAUGGCACAUUUGGACUCCAUUCGAAAAGAUAUGGUCAUCCUGGAGAAAAGUGAAUUUGCAAACCUGAGAGCAGAGAAUGAGAAAAUGAAAAUUGAAUUAGAUCAAGUUAAACAGCAGCUAAUGAAUGAAACUGGUAAAAUCCGAGCUGACAGCAAGCUGGACAUAAACCUGGAGAGGAGCAGGGUGACAGAUAUGUUUACAGAUCAGGAGAGGAAACUGAUGGAAGCAACUACAGAGUUUCAUAAAAAAGAUUCAAGUACCAACAGCGUUAUCUCAGAAAUCAGUAAUAAAAUUGACACUGAAAUAGCUUCCUUAAAAACACUCAUGGAAUCGAAUAAACUUGAUACCAUACGUUAUCUAGCAGCUUCAGUGUUCACUUGCCUGGCAAUAGCACUGGGAUUUUACAGGUUCUGGAAGUAGAUCUGAAUGGAAUGACUGCAUCUAAUACAGACAGAGAAAAGGCCACCCAGACCAACAGUAGUUUGAUGAUCAUGUUUCCACUGUAGACAACCUUUGUACCUUUUGAUUUGAUAUUCUUACUGUAUAAGAAAAAUGUUUUCUGAAUAUGUAACACUAAAGAUCAAAAUAAUUGAGGGAAGUAGCCAAAUAGUAGUAUUUUGUUGUCUCUUGUUCAGUAAUGUAUUUAUUUCAAAGUAUUUCUUAUCCUAUACCACAAAGUGUUUCCUAAUAUUUUUUAGAAUUAAAUUUGGUUUUCCAACAUUCUCACUCUCAGCUCCUCUUAAAAUGGAAAUAUUAAACAUUUUAUAUGCCCUUGAAAUGCAAAUACAAUUCUCAAAUUAGUGUUCCCGGUAUGGGGAUACUAAUACCAGAUUCCAGCAUAUCUUCUCUGAACCAAGGAUAUUAAUCUUAAGCAUAGGUUCUGGAUUUUUGUCUUCAGUCUGUUCCUCAUUUUCUGAUGGAUUGAAGCCUGGCCCUUUGGGGUUUUUAUCUGCAUAUAUAAAAACACACUCCACAGCCUUUACUGAAAAACCCCUUUUUUUCUUGAAAACUGGUUUACGUGAAGUUAAAAUCUUAUGUACAACUAAAAUGUCUCCAUAGAUUCAUUUUCUUUAGUAUCUCUUGCAAUUUCCAUAAACCCAGAAGUCAACAGAAUUGGGGAACUUCUCUGUCUUUCCAAGGGGAAAUGCCUCCACUCUGAGCAAACAUGUACAGCCCCGGGGCAGAUAAGUACUCUUAAUUUCCCCCCUUGAGGUAGUGCAGAGUAUUUCUAAUGAACCCACACAUAUGGAAAGACUCAGCAUCUCAGUGGUGCCAGUGUGGUGGUGGUGGUGGUGGUGGUGGUGGUGGUGUCCUCCUCCCAUCUCCACACUCCUCGGGACUGUUCUGUAAUCCUGACACACUGACCCUCCUGACCCAUCUACCUUCUGCAAGGACUUGAAAACUUUUGUUGCGGAGAUGCAACAUAGCAGGUGAAUGCUGUCAAAACUGAAGCAGUCACAUCUCAAGUACAAAUGCAUUACGCUUGGUUUGAUUCUUGUAGUAAAAUAAUAAUUUUUAAAUAGUCCUUCUGGAUUAACCUUGAAAUAAGAAUUGGCCCUUUAUGGGCUAAGGACUAUGUAGUAGUGAGUACUGGCAAUUUUUUUAUUGUAGUCUUAUUCUGUUUACAGUUGAAUUUGCUGGUAUUCUGUGCAUUAAAUUAUUUAUCAUCUUCAUUCAAGAAAAUAAAAUUAAUUUCUUAUAUUUGC
Messenger RNA from Myiozetetes cayanensis, 2085 nucleotides. RefSeq names its product coiled-coil domain containing 90B (gene CCDC90B). NCBI's taxonomy places the organism in Eukaryota, Metazoa, Chordata, Aves, Passeriformes, Tyrannidae. The record is from RefSeq and is a predicted model, not a curated record. The coding region runs from base 11 to 799 and encodes 262 amino acids. Gene Ontology annotation, cellular component: mitochondrion. The transcript has 9 exons.